AUGGGCUUAGCCUGGGGUGCAAUGUACGGGGUUACUUCUAAUGCUAAGCCAAUUAGAAAGAUUUCCUACAUGCUUCCAUUCUUGAUCAAUGUUAUUAUGAUUGUCGCUUACUUCACUUAUGCUUCUAACUUGGGUUAUACUUCAAUUCCAGUUGAAUUCCAUCACGUGUCGACCUCUAGAGGCUUGGGAGUCAGACAAAUAUUCUACUCAAAGUUUGUUGCUUGGUUCUUGGCUUGGCCUGCUGUUAUAUUUGGUUUGUCUAUAUUAACAGAUACCUUUUCAAGUACUACCGCCUUAUUCUCUACAAAGUUGGGUUUAUUCCAAAACAUGUUUGCUAAGGUUUUAGGUACUUGGGUUUUUGUCAUUGGUUUAUUGAUUGGUGCACUUAUUAAAUCAUCUUACAAAUGGGGUUACUUUACCUUUGCUGUUUUUGCUCAAUUAUUUGCCAUGGGCUUGAUUUGUUACAACUACGUUGAUUUCGUCAAGAACAGUAGUGGCAGUAAGAAGCCAUUUGUAUUCUUUGUCGUUAUGAUGCACAUGCUCGUAUGGUUGUUAUACCCAGUCUGUUGGGGUUUAUCCGAAGGUGGUAACGUAAUCAAACCUACUUCCGAGGCUGUUUUCUAUGGUAUCUUGGAUUUGAUUAACUUUGGUUGCUUACCAACCAUUACUGCCUACCUUAACGCUCAAAAAUACGACGAAUUCGCUGACAUUGUCGAAGCUCAAACUGCCACUGAAAAGAUCCCUGCUUCUCCAAGACACUCUGGUGACACCGCUGCUUAG
Messenger RNA from Lizanozyma spartinae, 780 nucleotides. RefSeq names its product opsin family protein. Lineage: Eukaryota; Fungi; Ascomycota; Pichiomycetes; Serinales; Debaryomycetaceae. The record is from RefSeq and is a predicted model, not a curated record. The transcript has a single exon. The coding region runs from base 1 to 780 and encodes 259 amino acids. Gene Ontology annotation, cellular component: endoplasmic reticulum; plasma membrane.